CUCUCUCUCUCUCUCUUUCUUCCUACAGCGCGCCGAGCCUGAUUCCACGAGGCACACUGCGAAGAUGGUGCUUUCGUUUAUUCUGAUUCAGAACAGGCAAGGGAAGACGCGGUUGGCGAAGUGGUAUGCGCCGUACAGUGAUGAGGAGAAGAUCAAGCUAAAGGGCGAGGUACACCGCCUUAUCGCGCCCCGCGACCAGAAACAUCAAUCCAACUUCGUCGAGUUCCGCAACAUGUCCAAGAUCAUAUACCGCCGAUACGCUGGCCUCUUCUUCUGCGCAUGCGUCGACACAAAUGAUAACGAACUGGCAUAUCUAGAAGCUAUCCACUUCUUUGUGGAGGUGCUAGAUGCAUUCUUUGGCAAUGUGUGUGAGCUGGAUUUGGUGUUUAACUUCUAUAAGGUGUAUGCGAUCCUCGACGAAGUGUUCCUGGCAGGCGAGAUCGAAGAGACGAGCAAACAGGUCGUGUUGACGCGAUUGGCACACCUGGAUAAGCUGGAAUAAGGCACGGAGAGUCAAAUCAUGAAUAUGGUAAACGGCUGCAGCUCAUAGUCUGGACCACUUCGACCGGCACACCAAGGGCGCGCGGUAUUAGUACCUAUGGGCUGAUAAGGGAUAACCCAGGGAUGUUAUAUACAUGGUCCCGCCGCGCGGUAUUGCACAGGCAAUUGAAGUGCCAAGUGAUUCCCGACAGGUCACUUUUGGUAUACUUGGAUGUUCAUUGGUACGAAGGUUUUGUGCCGUUGGAUGAACAGAGGAGAUCAUCUGUAUAUACUGUCGCCCUCGAUAAUACAGACCACACUGUUCCUCGACGGAAACAUUCCGAGUCUGCUGGUGACACGCGAGUGAAUGGACCCUUGUCUCGUUCUUGCAUGUGGAAGCGCGCACGGACGCGCUCUUUCGAUGGAAGUAGAGGUCUAGAAAAUAGACAGAUC
Messenger RNA from Alternaria alternata, 933 nucleotides. RefSeq names its product Adaptor protein complex sigma subunit. Lineage: Eukaryota; Fungi; Ascomycota; Dothideomycetes; Pleosporales; Pleosporaceae. Gene Ontology annotation, molecular function: clathrin-cargo adaptor activity. Gene Ontology annotation, biological process: protein transport; clathrin-dependent endocytosis. The transcript is spliced from 4 exons. Bases 65 to 502 code for a protein of 145 amino acids. The record is from RefSeq and is a predicted model, not a curated record. Gene Ontology annotation, cellular component: AP-2 adaptor complex; intracellular membrane-bounded organelle.